CAUGCGGUAGAAUAUUGCAGUUAGAUGCUGUACUAUAUGUACAUCGUCAUUGUGGUAGCGUGAUUUGCCGUUUGUGUUCAGCGACUGCUGAUCCUAGAACUUCGAAAAGAAAAGAUUUUAUGGUACACUUGCCUGCAUAAUUCAAUUAACCUACGGUUUUCCUUCGCGCCAGCGACUGCAACGUUUGAAACGGUUUUCGGCAGUUACGGCGGUAAAUAUGCACACCAUAGGGAAGGGUUUUGUAGCUAUCGUGACCGGCGGUGCGUCUGGUCUCGGCAAAGCAGCGGCGGAUUUCUUGGCCAGCCAGGACGCCACGGUAUUUGUAGUCGACCUCCCGAAAUCCUUUCCAAACGGUAACAAGGAUGAGAACAAUGUCCAUUUCCGUGGUGCUGAUAUUACCAGUGAAGAGCAAAUCACCACACUAAUCCAGGAAAUCCGGACCAAAUACAAUCGGCUAGAUUGUGUUGUCAACUGCGCAGGAAUAUGCAGCUGCCAUGUGGUUUUCGACACCACCACAGACAAACCACAUUCUAUGGAGGACUUCAUGAAAUAUUAUCAAGUGAACGUCUUCGGCACGUUCAACGUGAUUCGGCUAUCUGUGGCUUUAAUGCGCGAUACACAAGCGCAGCAGGACAAAAAAGGACCCGGUGUCAUCAUCACUGUGUCCAGUGUCACCAUGUAUGACGCGCCAGCUGAACAUGUCGCCUAUUCGUCUUGUAAAGCCGCUGUUGCUGGAAUGACAGUGCCACUCGCGCGCGAAUUUUCUGAGUUCGGCAUACGUGUCGUGGACAUUGCACCAGGCCCUAUGUUGACACCGAUGUUGUUGCGGGACGGGACUGGAUUUACUGCCCGAGCAUGCUUGAAGUCGUUAAUCUUCCCCGUGCGCCCAGGUCAACCGGAAGAAUUUGCCGAUGCUGUACGGUUUAUUGUCGAGAAUCCUUUUAUCAAUGGCACGACGAUUCGCCUGGACGGCGGCUAUCGGAAUCCAAUGGGGUCAAAAUAUGCAUACCAGGAAACUAGUUCGGAUAAUAAAAAUUAAUUGAACGUGUUUUACCAAUAAUAAACACUACGGUUUGACAGUUUUGAUCUUUUUGUGAAAGUUGCAAUAAUCUUGUUCGCAGUUAUAACAGAACUGGAAUUUUUUAACGCAGAGGUUUCUGACAUGCGGAUAAUGUCCGCGUCGCAGUUCAUAUUAUAUACACACUCUGACACAUACGCGUGCCUGUAUUAGUUUCUUAAAUUUUGAUAAAAUGUUUG
Messenger RNA from Paramacrobiotus metropolitanus, 1257 nucleotides. RefSeq names its product 3-hydroxyacyl-CoA dehydrogenase type-2-like. Bases 218 to 1039 code for a protein of 273 amino acids. The record is from RefSeq and is a predicted model, not a curated record. Gene Ontology annotation, molecular function: oxidoreductase activity. NCBI's taxonomy places the organism in Eukaryota, Metazoa, Tardigrada, Eutardigrada, Parachela, Macrobiotidae. The transcript is spliced from 5 exons.